Messenger RNA from Meira miltonrushii, 2812 nucleotides. RefSeq lists its product as uncharacterized. The transcript has a single exon. Bases 216 to 2774 code for a protein of 852 amino acids. Lineage: Eukaryota; Fungi; Basidiomycota; Exobasidiomycetes; Exobasidiales; Brachybasidiaceae. The record is from RefSeq and is a predicted model, not a curated record.
AUUUUUGGCCGUCUUCGCUUCCAUACCCAAUUACACAGCCCAUCACUCUGUUCCGUUCCACAUAGGCAAAUUUCGGGGAAUUUUAUUUAGGGUUGUUCUCGCAUAAAAUCUGUUUUGACCGAUGCAGAAUGUUGGAAGCCGUUUGGCUAGAUUAUGCAAUACAAAGAUGAUAUAAAUUGGUUUUCGUGACAACCUUCAAAGCCACGAGCCGCUGGAUGGUCCCUUGUCGAUCUUCGAAGCAAUCGCCGUUCAUUCGUCAUCACAAAGCUGGCCCGUAUGAGAAGGAUCCGGGUCCGAUAAUUGAAUCUACGAAAGGAGUGUUCAACGAUGCUAUAUCUCUUCCUUUAUCACGCCAUCACUACCACAUUUUCUUGAACGCACUUUCUAGUAGAAUCCUUCAACAAUCACAAACUACCCUCAAACGCAUACAUUGGAAACCUGCAAAAAUGAGAAGGAAAGCAAACGAAUCUCUGCCUCCUUUAAAUAUGACCAAAGCAUCCUUUCAACGUAAAGAAGAAAGAGCUGAGGCUGACUCUGACUUAAGAACACCUACUUUACUCUUUCCGGCUUACCCUCAAUCACCUUCUCUCAUCGAUCGCGCAAUGGCAAGGCAAAGUGGAUCUUACCGUACAUCUGGCGGUAUGCGUUCCUUUGAUGCUUGCGAUACCGUCAAAUCAUCACCAAAACGCAAUCUUCGUCAUGUUCGUUCUGCGAUCACAACAAAUGAUAUUUCAGAACCAACGCUAAUCGAAAAGAAAAAGAAUUCUGCUGAUGAUCCAUUUUAUGCUGCACAUCAAACAAGAAAUGUCUUUAAUCCGAUUUCAGCACCUCAAUCACCUAAAUUGACCAACUUUUAUCCUCAUUCUCUCGCAAAGGAUGACGGAAAACGAAAUCAAGAACCACAUUUCACCAAAAUCAAACUGCACCAACGCGGCAGGACAGAUCCUUCUGUGCCUUUAUCCACCAUCAAAGCACGUAACGUAUUGGAUCCCAAACGGUGGUCAACUCUGUUCUCAUCAAGAAACGUGACUGCUGUGCAAGCCAACCAUGCUACACAUCAGACGACUCAAACACACUUCAAGAGAUUCGGCAAAACGAGCAGCCCAAGACUAGAAGAAGCUUGGCAACAACGAUUGCCAGAAAGUCCUCGUAAAAUCUCUCAUCCCUUUUCCAUUUCAGCUGCUCCUGGAUCGGCUCUUGGCAAGGCAAUCACAUCAUCAGGCAACUUUAUAUCAAUGAGCCCAGCCGUUUCUUCGAAUGGUACACUCGUUGAAUCUACGGGACACGAUGCAGAACGAAUCUUGUUCAACCUUGAUCUUCAGGCACGCAUGCCCAUUCUUCAAUCUACACAUUCUCCUCUGAAUGAUACGAUACACCCAAAUUCUUCAUUCGACGAGCGCCAACAACAAAAGUCAAGCUUAUACGGUCCUCAAUUGCGCCGCAGCACGUUCGGUUCACGAAGCUCUGGGCGGUAUACCGAGUAUCAUGAGCCGAUCGAAGAUGUGUUAGAAGAGUAUUUAUUGCAAGAUGAAGAAGAUGGACGAACAGGAAGACAGGAAGAAGAAGAGAGGAUAACUGCUUCGUUCUCAGAGGGUAACUCACUAUACUACACACCAGGAGAAGCAAGCAUGAUCAGCGAAUCUCAAACAUUCGCCACUUGUCACACCAGUCUUGAGGGUAGAACGAUGAGUGCACGCAGUGCAUCAACUCCCGCUUUCGUUCAAGAUGGUGAUCGAAGUGCAGCUUCGUCUGAUUUGAUGGACAGAUCAUUAAUCCAAACAAAUGGAUCGGACGCAUUCUUCACUACUCCUUCCCGUCGUACCCGAGAUUUGAGCUUACAAGCACUUGGAUCUGUCCGAUCGAAUGAUUCCACAAUUGAAGAUUGGGGCAGUAGACCAGAAGGAUUAUGGAUCGAAACAGGAGAUGAGCUCUCGACGAAAUUGAAAGCGAUGCUCACGGAUCAGGGUGAACGAAAUCGACAGUCACGCUUACGUGCUUGGAGAGAACACGCCAGAAGCGGAAGUCAUCGAGAAGCAGCUUUGCAAGCACUACUUGCUCAACAGAAGCAAUACCACCAAGAAUCAUUUGAUACAGACAUCCAACCAGCGUAUCACAGGGUCAGGGUAUCAGAUUUCCUUCAUAUCAGAGAGGAAGCGCCAGCGAAAACUGAUUUGCAAAGGUAUUUACAAGCAAGUGGUGCCGAAAAGAAGCAAGAGCAUCACAAUACCUCGGAGGCCAAUGAAGAUGACUAUGGAAGCACAUACCUGGACUCCACCAUGGAUGCAACUAGUGUUCUGGAGAACGAUUCCGAAUCCGUUGAAAUCCGAACUGCUUGGAGAGGAAAAGUUGAUCAAUACCAGAGAUUCGAAAAUGGAUCCCAACUUCGUUCGGCCUUUUCAACAGAGUCUUUCGAUAUGCCAAAAAGUGAAGGGAAGCUCAUCCCAUCAGAUUCUUCAUACAGUCCUGUCCUUCGCCCUAGCAACAUUCCAAGACGCAAACACCCCAAGAAACCUUCUUUGCUGCAGCUCAGUGAAGCAGAAGAGAAUCAAAACUAUACCGGAGAAGUACCAGUACCUCGUCGGAUCCCCAAAAAUCCAAACAGAGCUGCAACUUGCGUGAUGGGAGUACAAGACUCAUUGGUGUCUCCGCCAAGGUCUUUACCGCAAUCAACCAGUGAGACUGGAUUGGCAGACGAAGCAAUCGGAUUUGACUUAUGUGCACAUCUUUUACAAAGGGCAAGGGAGAGCAGAAGUGAGGUCAAUAGUCACCAAUAGCAAAACUCUACUAUUAUAUAUUCUUGGGCCUAUAAUAC